AUGGCCUCGCCGCCAGAGGGGGCGUUCCCCCUGCCCCCGCUCCUCACCCACCCCUCGUCGCCCGCCGGCUCCCCGGUCCUCGUCACCCAGGGCGCCGAGGCCCGCCUCUACCGCACGACGUUCCUCUCGCCCUCGCUCCCCGCCGCCCUCAAGUACCGCCCUAAGAAGCCCUGGCGCCACCCGACGCUCGACGCCCGCCUCACCCGCGCCCGCAUCCUCGCCGAGGCCCGCGUCCUCGCAAAGUGCCGCCGCGAGGGCUGCCCCGUCCCCGCCCUCUACGCCCUCGACGAGGCCGCCGGCUGGCUGAUGCUCGAAUGGAUCCCCGGCGCCCCCGUGCGGGUGCGCAUCAACGAGUGGGUGGACGGCGUCGUCAAGGUUAGCGGCGGCGGCGCCGACGACGGCGGGCGCCUCGCGAAGAUUCCCGAGGGCGACAACGACGAAAGAAGGCACGAGGUCGUCAUGCAAGGCUCCGACGAGGCCGCGCGCCCGCGCGCGGCGGAUACGGCAGGGGAGGAAAAGACCGUGGCCCAGGAGCGGGACACGACGGACCUCAAGAGCCUCAUGCGCCGCAUGGGCGCCGCGAUAGGCAGGAUGCACAAGAUCGGCAUCGUCCACGGCGACCUCACGACGUCCAACAUGAUGCUGCGGCCGCCGCCGACGCCGACUUCCGCCGCCGCCGCCGCCGCAAACACAGCCACGGCCCCGGCGGGCGAUGACGCGGCGUCGUCGCCAUCCCCCCUCGACGGUGACGUCUUCAUCAUCGACUUUGGCCUCGCCAGCCAGAGCACCUCGGACGAGGACCGCGCCGUCGACCUCUACGUCCUCGAGCGCGCCUUCGGCAGCACACACCCGCGCGCCGAAGCCUACUUCCGCGACGUCCUCGACGCCUACCGCGCAUCCUACAAGCAGGCGCCCGUCACGCUCAAGAAGCUCGAGGACGUCAGGAUGCGGGGUCGCAAGAGGAGCAUGAUUGGAUAG
This is a messenger RNA of Colletotrichum spaethianum, 978 nucleotides long. Its product is annotated as EKC/KEOPS complex subunit BUD32. Gene Ontology annotation, molecular function: ATP binding; protein serine/threonine kinase activity. Gene Ontology annotation, cellular component: EKC/KEOPS complex; cytosol; nucleus. Lineage: Eukaryota; Fungi; Ascomycota; Sordariomycetes; Glomerellales; Glomerellaceae. Gene Ontology annotation, biological process: protein phosphorylation. The record is from RefSeq and is a predicted model, not a curated record. The transcript has 2 exons. Bases 1 to 978 code for a protein of 325 amino acids.